Messenger RNA from Sphaeramia orbicularis (orbiculate cardinalfish), 2716 nucleotides. RefSeq names its product probable carboxypeptidase X1. The record is from RefSeq and is a predicted model, not a curated record. Gene Ontology annotation, molecular function: metallocarboxypeptidase activity; zinc ion binding. The transcript has 13 exons. Gene Ontology annotation, biological process: proteolysis. NCBI's taxonomy places the organism in Eukaryota, Metazoa, Chordata, Actinopteri, Kurtiformes, Apogonidae. The coding region runs from base 17 to 2473 and encodes 818 amino acids.
UCAAACAAAGAACAACAUGGAAAAGUGUGUGUGCGUCCUGGUGUUGGUGCUGGCUUUGGACGCAUCCAUGGCGCAGACGCACAACACGCACGCGGAGACGCACAAUAACAACAACAACAACAACACGACAACAACAACAACAACAGCACACACUUAUUUAAUAUUUAACACUAGUCUGAGCCCAACUUUAACACCGACCGAGUCUGUCAGCGUGGAUCUGCAGGAGACCAGGACGCAUGGACCAGAUGGACCACAUGGACCAGAUGGACCACAUGGACCCGGUGGAGCCGGUGGACCGACCCGGGGAACUCCGACCGCGGUAACAACGCCAACCUCCGCCAAGGCCCCCACCGGCACCGACCGAGAGGAAACCACGGCCAAAGACAGAGAAGAAACAACCGAGAAAAAAGAAGAAGAAAAAAACAGGAAAGAAGAAACAACUGAGAUUAAAAAAAAGGAAAAGAAGAACAGUAAAGAAGAGGAAGAAUCCGAUGAUGAUGAUGAAGAAGAGGAUGAGACCAAACAUCUGGACUGCCCCCCCCUUGGCCUGGAGUCCCUGAGGGUGGACGACAGUCAGAUGCAGGCUUCGUCCUACCAGAGGACUGGUCUGGGUCCUCACAGGGGGAGGCUGAACAUCCAGUCAGGCAUUGAAGACGGGGACCUGUACGACGGGGCCUGGUGUGCUGAGUUCAAGGACCGGCACCAGUGGCUGGAGGUGGACGCCAUCCACCUGACCCGCUUCACCGGGGUCAUCCUGCAGGGACGCAACUCCAUUUGGAGCUGGGACUGGGUCCAAACCUACAAAGUCCAGCUCAGUAAUGACUCCAUCAGCUGGAAAACCUGCAUGAAUGGAACACAAGAGGCGAUAUUUGAAGGGAACCAGGGCCCGGAGACUCCAGUUCUGGGACUCCUUCCUGUUCCCACCGUGGCCCGAUUCAUCCGGAUCAACCCUCAGACCUGGUACUCCAACGGGACCAUCUGCCUCCGGGCUGAGAUCCUGGGAUGUCGCGUUCACGAUCCAGAUGAUGUGUUCUAUCCAGAAGAAGAACAGGGGUCCAGGGACGGUCUGGACUUCAGGCACCACAACUAUAAGGAGAUGAGGAAGCUCAUGAAGUCUGUGACAGAGGAGUGUCCAGACAUCACCCGCAUCUACACCAUUGGGAAGAGCUACACAGGCCUCAAACUGUACGUCAUGGAGAUCUCAGAUAACCCUGGAAAGCACGAACUGGGUGAGCCGGAGUUUCGUUACGUUGCAGGGAUGCAUGGGAACGAGGCUCUGGGCCGAGAACUGGUUCUGACCUUGAUGCAGUAUUUGUGUCGUCAGUACAAGAAGGGAAACCAACGCAUCGUCCGACUGGUCAAGGAGACCAGGAUCCACCUGCUGCCUUCCAUGAACCCGGACGGAUACGAGGUGGCCUACGAGAAGGGUUCAGAACUGGCCGGCUGGGCUGAUGGACGGUACAGCUUUGAGGGAAUCGACCUGAACCAUAACUUUCCAGACCUGAACAACAUCAUGUGGGAUUCACAAGAAGCGGCGGCGGAUAAAUCUAAAGUGUCCAACCAUUACAUCCCCAUCCCAGAAUACUACACCCAGGAGGACGCCACGGUUGCCCCGGAAACCAGAGCGGUCAUCAGCUGGAUGCAGGAUAUCCCCUUUGUGCUCAGCGCCAACCUCCACGGCGGCGAGGUGGUGGUGACCUACCCCUUCGACUGCACCCGGGACUGGGCACCACAGGAAGACACGCCCACGGCGGACAACGCCUUCUUCCGUUGGCUGGCCACGGUGUACGCCUCCACCAACCUGAUGAUGGUCAACCCCGACCGCCGCAUCUGCCACUACGAGGACUUCCAGUCCCACAACAACAUCAUCAACGGCGGCGCCUGGCACACCGUACCUGGGAGUAUGAACGACUUCAGUUACCUUCACACCAACUGCUUCGAGGUGACGGUGGAACUGUCCUGCGAUAAGUUUCCUCACGCCAGCGAACUGCCCUUCGAGUGGGAGAACAACAAGGAGUCUCUGCUGGUUUACAUGGAACAGGUUCACAGGGGGAUUAAAGGAGUGGUGAGAGAUAAACUGACCAGAAAAGGAAUACCAGACGCCAUCAUUAAGGUGGAGGACCACGACCACGACAUCCGAUCAGCUGCUGACGGGGACUACUGGCGCCUCCUGAACCCUGGCGAGUAUAAGGUGGUGGUCUGGGCCGAGGGGUACUUCCCGUCCAUGCGUCGCUGUAACGUGGGUCUGGAACCUCACGCCACCGUCUGUGACUUCACUCUGACUAAGACUCCCAUCCAGAGGCUGAAGGAGAUCAGGGCCAAAGGGGGGAAGAUCCCCCAGGACCUGCAGCUCCGGCUCCGGGCCCUGAGGCUCCGAAAGCUUCGCGCCAGCACCAAAGCCAUCAACCGGCGCCGGGAGGGUCAGCGGGUCCAGACGAGGAGGGCCCGGUCCCCAGAGGCCCGGAGGGUCUGAUGAUGGAGAAUAACCCCCCCACCCCCGGUGAUUAGUAAGAGGACGUUAUAACAGGGUCGACGACUACGGAAACACGAAGAAUCCACUAAAGACAGAAAAGUUCGACACAUCCUGACCUCGUAAUUAUGAGAAAAUAUUAAAAAAAAGUUUAACCUAAUCAUCGAAUAACAUUAAAUUAAAAAAAUAGUUCCAGUGUCCCUGUAUGUCACUAGUCACUUUUCCAUUGACCCUCAAAUUGUGCAA